CAUCACCGACCGGCUACUCGACUACGCGCGAGCCUUCUUGUCUGAUCGCACGCUUCGGGUGCGGGUUGGAGGUGCGCUCAGCCGGCCGCGCAGUGUGUUUUCUGGUGUUCCGCAGGGCAGUGUUUUGAGCCCCUUUUUGUUUAAUCUUGCCCUCGCGCGACUUCCGGACUACAUCCCAAAAGCGAUGUCGCACGAGGUACGGGUGGCAAUCUACGCAGACGACAUCGCCCUCUUUGCGACUGGCCCUACUCAAGUCGGCUAUCAGGUGCGUGCAUCUGUCCCGACUGCCAUUGACGCGGUGGACCAGUACAUGGGAAGCAUCGGCCUCCAGCUGUCGGCGACCAAAACAGAGGCACUACUGGUACACCCGCGAGGAACGCGAGCACGUUCCGAAGCGCCACCGCUGACUCUGCGCCGCUGCCCUCUCCCGUGGCGCAAGAGCGGCCGUCUCCCACAUCUGCAAGCAAUCAAGGAAAGUCGCCAGCGCCGCGCGCUCUCUUCUCGCGCGUGGACACGGAUGCACGCCGCAACUCGCACUGCGCGUGUACAACUCUGUCGCCACAUCGAGAGCACUCUACGCCCUCCCCACCACCAACGCUCGAGCGGCGAAUUGGAAUGCUAUUGACAUGGCGCACCGUACUGCGGUGCGAGAACUAUACGGCCUCCCUCGCUCCUCCCAAGUAGGGGCGACACUCGCGGAAGUGGGCAACUGGCGGCCAUCGCUUCGUGCACGGAAGCAGGCGCUCCACCACAUUGAGCGCCUGCAGCGCUCACCACAGGGCCAGCGGCUCGUCUGCAGACUCCACUCCCUGCCGAACUCGGGAAUGGGCAAGUGCGCCACCGAGUUCUCACAGCUCAUCGGGUCGUCGCCACAGUUCGCCUCCCUGCCGUACUACUCCAGUCUGCUCGACGUGAACAUCGCGGUGCCUGGCGUCGCAUCAAAGCGCCGAACUGCGGUGUGCGCCAUGAGACAGGAGACCGCCUCCCUACUGCACGAGCGACUGGCAGGACGACUGCUCGUUUACACCGAUGGCUCGGUGACGCCGGACGGGUCUGGUGCUGCGGCUUGCAUGGCACCGGACAUCUCGGAAACGCGCCAGUGCCGACUGCGCUUUGCCGCGUCAUCGACAGUGGCCGAACUCGCCGCCAUCGAUCUCGCUGCCGACAUCCUUUUGGAGCAUCCGAACAUUGUGUCAGCGGCCAUUCUCACUGACUCUCGUGCGGCGCUUUGCAUGCUGGCCAGGGACUAUGCCGGAGUGCCCCUUGUUGUUCGAGUUGGCUGCAAGCUGCGACACAUCGUGAAUCAAGGCUGCGACCUGGCGCUCCAAUGGAUACCCGCACACAUCGGAUUGCCAGGCAACGAGGAGGCUGACUCCCUCGCCAAGGCGGCGCACGGUGAGCGCUUUCCCCUCACCCACUUGGUGACAAGCUUCGACGCGGCCAAGACAGCGGUUCUGCGGAGCCUCACUGCGCAACACCCUGAUCGGCGCGUCGCGGCGGGAACGCCCCCGCGCCUGCUCCCGCGUGUGGGCCUCUCUCGGGCUGACUGCGCCUUCCUUCUCCGCCUGCGCAUCGGCUGCUGCGAAACAGCGGCGCGCACACACAGGCUCACGGCAACAGGCAGCCCCGUGUGUGGUAGCUGCGACGGCGUGGAGACACUGGAGCAUCUUCUACGUCACUGCCCGGCCUUCGGGACCGAGAGGGAGGCUCUGUACGCCUCCUACCGCCGAUGUGGCUUGCCAUCGACCACCCUGCAGUGCCUACUCUUCCCCAAUGCUCACAGCUCCAUUACCAAGCGUGCAUUUUCGGCAUUGAUGGAAUUCUGUGAAGCAACACACCUCAGAGCGCGGCUGUAGGCCCCGCAAACGCUUAGCUACAUUGUCGUUUUUUUUUUUUUUUGCUAUUCCGGUCUUUCUCUCCUUUUUACUUCCGGUCACUAUCUCCAUCUUUUUCUCCCCAUACCCCUCCCCCGUGCAGUGCUGUUGAGGUGUCCUCCUGUGAGAGACAGUUACGGCACUGCACUUAUCUCUUCCAUUUCUCUUUAAAAAAUCACUUCACACACGAAAUACAUGCACGUGCACUCGACCACAAUAUUGUACGGCACACGAAAUAUGAGAAAAAGCUGAAUAUCUGCCCAGCCUCACAACGCAGCCCAGUAUUCGCAUUUGCAGGCUCUACCAGUAUAUGUGAACACCAUUGUGUUAAGUUUUAGUGACCACGGUUACAAGCUGCUUGGAAAUUGAACGUUUCGUGUACUCCCGUGGUCGGCAAAGAUUUGUGGUUGACUGUACCAGUUAUUUUGUGCUUCAGUGCAUGAAAGAGCGUUUUGAUAAAGAGGUAGGUGGAACAAUAGCGCAUUUUUACGGCGAGUUUGAUGGUGCAUAUCUCAAAAUUUGGCUUCAUUCUGGAAAUUCAUUCCAAGUGGACACGCCUUGCAAUCUCACCAGCUACAUUUUGCGAAUUUUAGUACGUGCCGUGAAGUAGUUAAGACGUUUUUUAGUUAAUUGUUUAAAAAAUGGAGUCUGUGUUUCGAUUUCUCGUGCAAAUAACCCCCGCCUCUAUGAGUAAUGUAGCUCAAGGACUAGAAAUAUGGUAUCUGCUACAGGUGAUUUUUAGAAAAAUUCCGGAAAACUUAAGUAGGAUCACCCAGUAUACUCAAGUUUAGUUAACUUCAGCGAGUCUAAGUCAAUUCUUCGGUUAUUACAACACGGUAUCCAAAAAUCAUUUUCAAAUAAGACAUAGCUAAUUACAUAGCUAACAUAGGACUUGGCAGCGGCGGCAGCAACGUGUCUACAUCGCUAACGGCGAAACUGCUCCUGUUGCAGAUCGUACUUCACCUUCCUGAGCACUCCUGCGGCCGGGAACCCGGAAAACUGACAGUUCUGCUGCUGGGAACCUACGCCAUUUCUGAAGCCAUCACCACCGAGCCUUAUCAUCGAAUGCCAGGCGUGCUACUGUCUGCGCAAUCUACCGUCAGCGCGCUGCCGUAAACCCUGAGACAAUCUGCGCAGGCGCCGUCUGGGAGCCCGCACAAGAUAAAAAAGCGAACGCUUGGACCGUUCGGCUACUUGGCAGCGGCGGCAGCAACCUGUCUACAUCGCUAACAGUGAAACUGCUCCUGUUGCAGGUGAAAUGCCCCGCAAAUUCAUUACCGGCAGCCGAGUAGAGCGUGGGCAUCCAGUCGACGACGUGCACCAGCUGCGGCAG
This is a messenger RNA of Dermacentor andersoni, 3207 nucleotides long. RefSeq lists its product as uncharacterized. The record is from RefSeq and is a predicted model, not a curated record. Lineage: Eukaryota; Metazoa; Arthropoda; Arachnida; Ixodida; Ixodidae. Gene Ontology annotation, molecular function: nucleic acid binding; RNA-DNA hybrid ribonuclease activity.